AAAAGAGCCCUUCCUCAUCCUCAACGGCAUUCGCCCUCCGUCAAAGACUGCAUCAGCCAUACUCAGCAAUAACACCACGGACGCAAACUCAUCACCAACCCGUCAUUCGUCCCCUCCUUUACUUCAUACCGCCCCAGGACCCUUCUACCUGCUCUGCUAAUCAUUCGCAAUUCUCACCAUGGAGUUCUCUCGAAAGCUGUUCUCAAGCCUCGCACGCAGCCAGUCCGCAGACUCAAGUCGUGUGGUAGAAGACGCAAAGGCUUUUUCGGACGAGUCUUUGGCAGUACUGAGGACAAACAUCUCCAAUCCAAACAUGUCAACGUCUGCAAUGAAAGAGAAUAUGCUGCGGCUCAUAUACGGAGAAAUGAUGGGCCAAGACGUGCAGUUUGGUGCAAUCUACGCGCUAAAGCUCGCACAGAGCGGCCAAACCGUAGCGGAGAAACGCGCUGGCUAUUUGACCUGUUAUCUGCUCUUACAAGAAGGCAACGAGCUCAACAUCAUGCUUGUGAAUACGCUGCAAAAGGACCUGAUAAGCAGCAACUUUCACCAUGUGGUGGUGGCGCUCGUGACGCUGUGCAACAUGACAUUGCCAGAUGUGAUCCCAUCUAUGGUCGGCCACGUCCUCACAGCCCUGUCCCAUGCACACGAGUCCGUUCGGAAGAGGGCACUGAUUGCCCUCAGGAAUUUUUAUACACAAGACCCGGACCUGAUCGCGCCUUAUCUCGAUCAGAUUAAAAUGUUGCUCUACGACUCUGAGCCGAGCGUCAUGUCUGCAGCACUCGGCCUCUUUGCCGUAGCUGUGCAGGGCCAUGCCAAGGAGAUGAAGGGUUUGAUCCCAGUGCUGAUUAAGAUCUUGCAGCAGGUCGUGGACGGUAAGUUGCCCAAGGGGUACUCGUAUCAUGGUACGGCAGCACCCUGGAUUCAGAUCCGAUGCCUUCAGAUUAUGGCCCGACUCGGCCACCAAGAUCUCAGUGCAAGCAAGACAAUGACGCCAGUCGUCAUGGCAGCAUUCCAUAAGGCUAGACAGGGCGUAGACGCUGCCUUUGCUAUCCUGUUCGAGGUGAUUCGCACACUCAAUAUCUUCCAUCAGGCCAUCAUCCUGGAACUCUGUCAAUACAAGGAUGUGAGCCGGAACCCGCUCCUGAUCAUCCCAAAGUUCGCGACGUCCUCAAAUCAGAAUCUCAAGUACCUGGGUGUCUCUAUGCUCUGUCAGGUUCAGCCUAGUGCCUGGUCGGACACCUGGUGGAACGAAGACUUACUCUCGGGCGUCGUGCAGGCUUUGGAGAGUAAGGAUACAACCAUUCAACGACGCGCCUUGGACCUUUUGUAUAGGAUGUUGACGAUCGACAACUCUGAAAAUAUUAUCGAUCGGCUUGUAUAUGCGUUCUAUCAGGAGCAGGAUCAAACAGAGAGGGGGGAUGACGGCGCACAUGACAGGUCCUUGGUGUCCUCGAAAGACUAUGUACCCAGUCGGAGAGAGAAGAUCUUGGGACAAAUCCUUGAUGCAUCCGAGAGAUUUGGCAAAUCGGAAGAGUGGUACUUGGAGUUGAUAUAUGACCUCUUGGACCGCGGCGGGAACGUUUUGACAAUGCAGAAGCUCGAAGGGGUCAUGCGAGUCUUUGAGCAAGGCGCAAGGAGCCCAGCGUUUAAUACGACACAUCUGCGAGUGGUGGCAGUGCGCAAGACGAUGCAAAUCCUAACUCUCAGAGAGAGUGUCCUCACCGCUCGAAACAAAGAAACCUCACAGCCCACGCUCGCGUACUUUGCACUUUGGGUGCUGGGUGAAUAUGGGGACGAUGCCGAUGAUUGGAAAUUGUCGACUAUCGUGGAAGCACUUGUCCGAUGUCUCCUUGUCAACCGAGAUCCGCUAAUCCAAGGGUUCAUCCUCACGGCUCUGACCAAGGCUGCGCUCAAGUCAGUACCAAACACCAUCCCCAAAAGUGUUGCGGCGGUCGUGCGCAAUCAGAUCCUUCGCCAAACCUCUGUAUCUCAAUCCAACUCGUUAUUCCUUCACGACAGUCAGUGUUAUCCUCCUAUUUCCUCUAAGCUGGAAAUGGAACAACGGGCACAGGAGUUUUUGAUGAUUGCAGAGCUCGUCUCUUGAAACCCAAUGUCAUUAUGUCUACAAUAAAUGGCUCCUU
Molecule: messenger RNA, 2141 nt
Organism: Gamsiella multidivaricata
Lineage: Eukaryota; Fungi; Mortierellomycota; Mortierellomycetes; Mortierellales; Mortierellaceae
Product: Clathrin/coatomer adaptor, adaptin-like protein
Exons: 11
Coding region: 179-2104 (641 amino acids)
Biological process (GO): intracellular protein transport; receptor-mediated endocytosis
Cellular component (GO): membrane coat; AP-4 adaptor complex
Molecular function (GO): cargo adaptor activity
Source: RefSeq, a predicted model, not a curated record